AUGAUACGCAAGGCAAGCUACAUUGUUCUACCCCUGGUCGCUCGUUUCAUCUACAAGGAGAUAUACAUUGAUAUAGCUGAAAAUUACGCCACAUCCACUCCUGUUGAUGUUCCUCAGAUUAUACAAUCAGCAAUUCCGAUCACGACCAACCAAGCCAAUGGAAAAGGUCCCCUUACUGCCUUUCCCAUUCUUCGAAAUUUCGAUCUGAUCAAAAAUGAUGAUUUUCAUGACAAGCUUCCAGCAUGGGCUGAUGCCCGGCAGAGUCUCUGUGACUCCCUUCCUUGGUAUCGAGCAGUCCAAGGGUCUUGCUAUAACCAUGGUGGUAUUUGCUACGGUUUCCUUAUUGAUGAGGAUUGCGGCUCUGGAUUCUACAUGGAUGAAGAAAUUAUCAUUACUCGAGUCGGUGGAAGCUACAGCAAGGUAGACGGAGGGCUUCGAUUGAACAAAGAUCAAAGCUUGACGAGAUAUCCUGCCAUGGCACUCCAACGCAGCAUGGUUGACAAAUUUCCCGUGGGCAUGAUCAUUGGAAACAAGAACUCCCUGCUGGGCCCCAUCCUCGAGCACCGUUACACCGUCUUGGCUUAUUUCCGAAUCACCAAUAUCUGGUUUGAGAAAAUUGACACCUAUGCCGGACUUAAGAUCCGCUUUGAGAAGCUGGACCUCUUGGAAAAGAGCUGGUGGGCCGCAAAGGAUAGCCCUAACCCUCUUCCAUACGAAGCUCGAAACCCUCUUACUGUUGCCAAGCCGGAAGUCAUCAAAUGCCUUCAUUGCCUUCAACCUAGCCCACGUGCCUUUGAGCGAGGCUGGAUGUGCCUGACUCACGAUUGUGCUCGAUUUUGGAAGAUUGGCAACAUCAAUCAGCCAGAAAAUCUGACUUACCAUUCCGCUUGGCUGUCAACCCGUCAGAAUCCUCGAGAUGAUGAGAACACUCAGAACCCUAUGCAAGAGCCUAGUGGCCCUCUGAUUCCAGAUCAUGCUCAAGUUUUGCGCGAGUCCAACGAACUUGACACUACGCAUCGGCUGAGCUGGCGUGGCCUUGUAUGCCCCUGGUGCAGAAAGUGCAUGUCACGGACUCUAUGGGAAGGAUGGAAGUGCAACAGUGAUCCUAAACUCGAAGAUUUACCUGAUACGUGCAAGUUUGAAAUGAUGAUCCAGCUGAUGCAAGUUCCAGCCAGCCUUGUUCUUCGCCAACAUGAACCCGUGCCUGAAAUACCCAGUCCUGGACUGAAUGUUGAUCUGGUUUCUUGCCUCCCUUACCACAAAUACACCUACGACUUUCCGGGUGUUGGCUCUUUGACCCAAUUUCGGGCCAACCAAUCCAUCCAAGAGGUUCCAGGAGGCCCAAACGAUCUAUUCGAAAACCUUCAGAAGGAGCCUUUGGGUUUGAAACGCUACCCUCUUCAAUCGAGUGUUGUUACCGGUAUAUUGACCUCUCACUUUGCUGUGAACUAUGGUAUGCCCUACAAAUACGUGGUUUCAGUAGCCUCGAAAGGCUUCAGCGAGGCACCAGAUGCCAUCCUCCGUUCUCUUGGGCGACUGACAUGGGCCACUGAGAAGGCAGUCACAGCUGCUGGUGGAGUUUUCCAGCCGCCAAAUGAGUUACUCACCCUUGGGUACUUCGAGGGAAUGAAGAUUGGAUACCAUGAUGAUGGCGAGAAUGGCCUCGGACCGACAAUUGCCACCUUGUCUCUUGGAGCGUCAUCAACAAUGAGCCUCCGCAUGAAGCCCAAAUACUACCAUGGCCGAUCCAAGAGUGGCGUUCUCCCGAAGGAUGACAUUGUCCUCCCCGGCUGCAGACUUGAGAAACGGCGUCUAACCUUGAAGAAACAAUUCAAGAAAGGUACCAUUGACCGGGAUACGUAUGAUCGCCGUCGUGCCACCGCUUUCCAGCACGAGAACUUGACCGGAGAAGCACCUGUGUCGGUUGUGAUGAAUCUACACCACGGAGACCUGGUAGUCAUGCAUGGAGAGAAUUUGCAGAAAUACUACGAGCAUUCCGUUAUCUCCAACGAUCUUCUGCGAUUUGCCCUGACGGCUCGCUACAUCAAGCCUGACAGCGUCAACCGGUCCGAGAUCGCAAAGGGAGAUUUCACCCUGACUCCCGACCAAGCAUACAAUGGAAACUAA
Messenger RNA from Penicillium odoratum, 2127 nucleotides. RefSeq lists its product as uncharacterized. The record is from RefSeq and is a predicted model, not a curated record. The transcript is spliced from 9 exons. The coding region runs from base 1 to 2127 and encodes 708 amino acids. NCBI's taxonomy places the organism in Eukaryota, Fungi, Ascomycota, Eurotiomycetes, Eurotiales, Aspergillaceae. Gene Ontology annotation, biological process: DNA repair.